UCACGAUUGUAACACGUGUCUUUCUCAACGUUCCAUUUCUCUUGAGAUUGUACAGUGAUACGACGCAUGGGAAUGUAGAUAGUGAAGUGACAGUAACUACACCCAUCAACAAUGGUUCGAAGUAGGAUCAAGUGGAAGUGCGUCAUAAUAUCAUACAUACUACUAUUCAACGUGUUCACGAAAUCUCUGCCCCUGGAUUUGCAAAUAUUUUCGCUUCCUGCAACUGAUCCCGUUUUAAGAACUUCGGUAGUUCCUAGUGUACAUACAGCUGUAGAAGAGUUAGUUGAAACAUUUAGUGAAGCAACAGUUCAAAGUAAAAAUGUAACUAAUCAGAGAGUGUCUGCGAAUGAGAAUAAAAAAGGCGUAUCCAGACAUGCCAGACCUGAUCAAAGAACAAAACAAUAUGCUGUUGAAAUAACAAUUGAUGGGAAUGCCUUCAAGGGGCGUGUUGCACUUGUAGUGAACUUUAAUUACUCGAUCUAUGAUGAUUCUAUCGUCUUAUAUGCUGAAGAUCUGAUUAUCGAUACUGUAAAAGUAGGAAUUCAUGGCGCUGCGCAAGCCGUUGAAGUCGAUUUCGUUCAUGAUAAUGGUAAACUGGAAUUUAAACCAAAGGAUGAGGCUUCAAGCUUUGAAGUGAUUAUUGUUUAUCGCGGAAAAUUGAUGACUGGUGCACGAGGACUUUUCAAGGGUCGUUACGAUGAACACACUUACGUGGGAAUGAAUUUGCAUCCAACAUAUGCAAGGCAUGUGUUCCCAUGCGUGGAUGAACCAGAUGUACCUGCAGCAGCCACUUUCAUGUUUAACAACAUGCAAUACAGCAACAUACUGGCCAACUCUAUGCUAAUGGAAAACAGUCAGAACGAAUUCCGCACACUAACAGGACCGCUCCACGUUUGGGGUAUGAUAGCCCAUGACUUCGUUAACAUCAACAUUCCGACUACCAACGUCAUGCUGAUCGGCAGACCAGGACUUUCCAACCAGGACAGUCAGGCUUCCAUAGCCAUCAACACUUAUUUCAACAACUUGAAUGAGUGGACUGGGAAGUCUUAUCAAGAGAUAAUAGUGGAUCAAGAUGGGAGAAUGAAUAUCAUAGCGUUGCCAGAUGUUUCUACAGAUUGGAAUUCUCUUUCUAUUGUUGGUAUUUGGGAACCCUACGUGUUCAUGGAGGCAACUCAUUCAAUAAAGCAGAGGAAAACAGCACUAAUCAAGAUAGCUGAAGGAAUGUGUAGCCAAUACUUUGGUUACGUGAUCUUCCCAGAGAACUGGAGGUUCCAAUGGGUGGUGUCAGGCCUGUCUACGUAUAUGGCCUAUGAGAUGAUGAGAAUGUUCCAAGGAGACGUAAGCACAGACGUGAAUCAAAUAGACGUGAACGCUAUAUUCGUGACUGAAGUGAUUCAAGAGGCGUUACUGCAAGAUGCCUAUUCAUCGGCUGCAGUACUCCAACCUGGAGAAAAUAUAGAUGACCAAGAUGCUAUCAGAGGUCACAUUAAUGGAGUCCUCAAAUACAAAGCUCCAGCACUGAUGAGAAUGAUGAGAUUGGUCCUUGGAGAUGAAGAUACUGAUUUCAUUCAAAUAGCUGCGAGUGCGUUACUUAACCGAGCGCCUCUACAAGCAGUCAACUCGGUGAGCUUCAUAAGCGCUCUGAACAGUGAGUUCCUCGGCAACAAUAACGGGAAUGUAGAAAAUAUAGAGGAAUACUUAGAACCUUGGCUAUUUAACAAUGGAUACCCUCUUAUACGCGUCGAUCUGCGACCAGGAAUUGGUGUCUUCCUUUCUCAGGAGCGGUUUGGUUUCGCCAAUCAGCAACAUAUCAACUAUAAUAUUCCAAUCACGUACACCACCAGCCGGGAAUUCAACUUUGAUGCUUCUAGAACAUACCCUGUAGAAAUGAUGGACAAUAGUUUAAGUGUUCCCAUGACACUGGAUGAGGAAGACUUUGUACUCUUCAAUAUUCAAGGACAAGGUUACUAUCGCGUCAAUUAUGACGAUGCACUUUGGGAAAGAAUUAUUGAGGCUCUAGAAGAACCGGAGAUCAGGGAUAGAAUUCAUCCACUCAACCGUGCUACGCUAGUAGACGAUGCUCUCAAUGUAGCGAGGAAGGGCAUCCUGGACUAUGAAAUCGCGUUCCACGUUGUUCUAACCAUGGAACAUGAGACCGAGUAUGCAGUAUGGAAAGCUUUCGUCAGAAACAUGGAGUUCUUGAGGAAGCGUCUAGUGGCUCUCGUUGAUGAUGAUGAAGAUUUAGAUCCUGACAUUUAUUUGAGAAUGGUCCGUCGAACCGUGGGUGGUGUAGAAAGAGAACUUUCAUUUAAUCCUGAUGUAACUCUGACGGAGCCAGUAAUGUCGUCACUCACUAGAGGCCUGGUAAUGGACCAUGCAUGCAGAGCGAGGUACCAGCCUUGCAUAGCUGCUGCUGUUGACUGGUUCUAUGAUCCGAACAACAAUGAUGUCGUAAAUCCGAACAUUCCUCACGAUAUCAGACCUGCAGUAUACUGUACUAUGGUUAGGGAGGGAGGUGAAGAAGUCAGAGAUGCUCUCUUUGAUCGACUCGAGAUUGAACCAACCCAUUACGAGAGAGUCGUAAUCUUGGAAUCUCUGGGUUGCUCGCAAGACUCCGGCUUCAUUCAAGGGUACCUGGCAGAUACCGUAAACGCAAACAGUCCGUACCUUGCUGAGGAACGAGUCAAGAUCUUCCGUGCUGUGGCAGAGAGCAGUCAAAGCAAUGCCCUGUUGGCUUACCAACUCAUUUCCACAAGGACCGCUGAUGUUAGAAGAAUGUAUGGUGGUCCCGAAAAACUUGAAGAAGUGAUAUUCGCCCUCGCUGACAACGUCGUUGGAGAAGAUUUUAUUAGAUUCUUCCGAGAAUGGGUGAAUUCAAACUCGAAUCAGUUGGAUGAUUCUGAAGGAGCAGCUCUAAGGGCUUUCGAACAAGUAUUGCAAAACGAGCAAUGGGAAAACAACCAAAUGAUGGACGUAUAUGAAUGGAUCGAUGAAAACCACGCCCCUACCCUAAUGCUGUCCUUUACUGCACUCCUAGUGUCCGUAGUUGUAGCUUUUCUAAAUAAUUAAUUAGUUUAAAAAUAUAAUUUUAAGUCGAUUUGAAAAAUUACUAGGAUUAAGUUGUAAUUAUUAUUUAGAUUCUAGAAAAAAAAACUCUACAAUACAAGCUAUAAUAGGUUAAGAGCACAAAUUAAUCAAAGUUUAACAUUUAAUAUAUUUAGAUAGAUAGGUAGAUAAGAAUGCCUGUAUGAAUCGAUUAUUCGGAAACGUAAACUCGAUAGUAUCUCGAUAGAUAUUAUUCGUAGUUUUGGCUUUUUGUUCGAAUACAAAUCGAUACAGAUACACUAAAGCGUAUUCGAUAAAUUAUAUCGAUUAUGUAUUCGAAUAAGCCACAAUGAUCACAUCUUACUACAUCUAUUGUAAUGAGAAUGUUUGACAAAUGUGUGAAUUUUAUUCAAUAAUUUAUAUUUUAUUAUCUUAAUAAAUAUUUUAUUUUAGGUAGACCAAAAUUGCACAAAGUGAAUUAUUUUAAACUAUUACUUUUAGAAAAAAUGUAAUCGACUAGAAUAUAGAAUUUAAAUUUUAAAUUAAUUUAUUUAACCAGAAUUAUACAAAAAUAUUAAUUUACUUAGAAUUAUUGGUGAGAAUUAUAUAUCUUUAUUUGAUAAGCUGUUGAAAGUAAUUAUUAA
This is a messenger RNA of Helicoverpa armigera (cotton bollworm), 3689 nucleotides long. Its product is annotated as membrane alanyl aminopeptidase. The record is from RefSeq and is a predicted model, not a curated record. Gene Ontology annotation, biological process: proteolysis; peptide catabolic process. The transcript has 14 exons. Gene Ontology annotation, molecular function: zinc ion binding; peptide binding; metalloaminopeptidase activity. Gene Ontology annotation, cellular component: cytoplasm. Lineage: Eukaryota; Metazoa; Arthropoda; Insecta; Lepidoptera; Noctuidae. Bases 112 to 3069 code for a protein of 985 amino acids.